GACGUAGUAGUAGUAGUGACACCAACAGCUCAUCUGUGUCGGCUCGGUGUGCAGAAAGAGAGCAGUGUCAGUGGGUUAUACUGAGAGAACCGACAAGUUCAUUAAGAGCAAACUUUCUUUUCGGGGGGGGAGAAGAAAAGAAGAGGCACUCUGAAAUAUUUGUAUUUUAUUUUUCAUCCAUUUUAUCUGUGCGACGGCUCUAACCGUGUUUUAACUCUUCAUGUUCUGCACAAGUAAAGGUUGUGUGAGAGUUUUUCGGGGGGUGUAACGCUAGUCAUCCAGCUAGCUAGCUAGCUAGCUUAGCAGAAGUUUUUGGUGAAAAAUGCCGCCUUUACCAUGCAGUGUGUGUCCUGUCCUGCUACUGUGUCUCUGUACGCCUGUGGCAGCUGGCAUUGGGGAAACUCUGCUCCAGGAAGGCUGGCAGGAUGUGUGGGUUUUCCGUUUUUUCCUCAACAUCCUGGGCUAUAGCACCAUCCUCAUCCCAGGAUAUCUCCUGAUUCGCUACUUCAAGAGGAGUAAUUACCUUGAGACAGGCAGAGGGAUUUGUUAUCCUGCUAUAAAAGCAUGUGUGUUUGGCAGUGACUCUAAACCGACGCUGUUGGACGAUUUGUCUGAGACACCCAGAACCGAGUCCACUUCAUCUACACGGCAAGCCGUCAAACUUAUUUUCUGUGCAGCAGGACUACAGGUCUCGUAUUUGACGUGGGGAGUGCUGCAAGAGCGAGUGAUGACACGUUCUUAUGGAGCCAAUGAAGAUGGGGAAGACGGCGAGCGAUUCACAGACUCUCAGUUCUUGGUGUUUAUGAACCGCAUCCUGGCCCUUACCGUGGCUGGCCUCUGCUGCUUACUCUUUAAACAACCCAGGCACAUGGCACCCAUGUACAAGUACUCAUUUGCCUCCAUUUCCAACAUCCUGAGCAGCUGGUGUCAGUAUGAAGCCCUUAAAUACAUCAGCUUCCCAACACAGGUGCUGGCCAAAGCCUCUAAAGUCAUCCCUGUGAUGCUGAUGGGCAAACUGGUGUCACAAAAGAGUUAUGAAUACUGGGAAUAUUUUACAGCUGUGCUAAUUUCAGUGGGUGUAAGUAUGUUCCUAUUGUCAAGCUCUAGCAGUACCAAACACGCAACCAUCACAACUUUCUCCGGCAUCAUCAUCCUGGCUGGCUACAUCAUGUUCGACAGCUUCACCUCCAACUGGCAGGAUGAGCUUUUCCGCCACAAGAUGUCCUCGGUGCAGAUGAUGUUCGGCGUGAACCUGUUCUCCUGCCUCCUGACGGUGGGCUCGCUGUUGGAGACAGGCGCUCUGUUCGACUCGCUGGCAUUCAUGAGCCGCCAUGGCGAGUUUGCAGCUCACGCCGCUCUGCUCUCGCUCUGCUCCGCUUGUGGCCAGCUCUUUAUUUUCUACACUAUCGCACAGUUCGGUGCUGCCAUCUUCACCAUAAUUAUGACGCUGCGCCAGGCCAUCGCUAUCCUGCUGUCCUGCCUCCUCUAUGGCCAUGCCGUCUCGGCGACGGGAAUCUUUGGGGUGGCCGUGGUGUUCUUUGCACUCUUUCUGCGCGUCUAUGCACGUAGUCGGAUGAAAAAGAGCGGCAACAGAGCAGCACAGGCACCAUUACAGAAGGUCUAGAUGAAGGACAGUGAUAACCACGUUAUUUGUGGUUUUGCUUCCUCUAUUUUCUUGUACGUGUGUGUGUUUCACAAAGCUUUGUUUCUACUCUGUAUAUAAAAAAGGUACCGAAAGAGGAGGCAUUCUUUUUUUUCUUUCUUUUUUUUUUUUUUAAAUUUAUUUUAAUUUUUUUUUUUCUUCUAAAAAAGGGAUUUCAGCAUUUACUGUCUAAAAUAUGGAGGGAUAGUUACAUACUUUGUGUCAUGUGUUGGACAUGUGUGUGUUGUGGGUUCUGUUUUUGCUGAGCCAAUAUUUGGUCCGAACUUGUGUGAUGAGGUUGGAGUUGUUUCCUUGGGUGCGUGUUUUUUUUUUUCCAUUCUUAUUUAUAGUUUGGAUUUUAAUUAUAACCUUAUAGGCCACCAAACUGCCCUGGUCAGUAAUCAUUUUUAACCUCCUAAGAUUUAAGUUUCUUAAAACACAAAAAAAAUGAGUAUUGUUUAAAAAGUUAAAGCGUGGCUAUACCCCAUUCCAUUUCUCUUAGCUAGUGAUGAGUUUGUAAUGAUGAGCUUUGCUUUAAAAGCUAUUUUUAAUAGAAAAACCCACCUGAAUAUGUGACGAUGACAUCCAGUGUUAUGAUGGACUUUUACUUCAUUUGUGUGCUCAAAUUAGAAAAUCCCUCAAUCGUGUUAGCCGUUACAGUGGACGGAUGGAGGGAAGGGAUUUAAUGAAACCUUGUCACCGGCUCCUGCUUUUAAAUCUUGUCUAAAUAUAUUUAAAUCCACCUGUGCUUUUUGUGAGGGUCUGUUUUUUGUAGUAUUUUCUACCCUUAAAUAAGAUCGGAGUAUGUGCUGAGACUUCUUCAGCAGCAGACCGCGAGUGCCUACUGAAUUAUAAACAAGAUUUUUUUUUUUUCUUUUCUUUUUCUGUACUUAAAACUUUUGCAGAUAGUUACAGAAGAUCUGUAACUACAUCCUUGACCAAAACUUGAAAUGAUCUUUGGACAUGUGCUGAUCAUUAAUUAUGCUGUGCUCUACAGCACACACACACACAACUGUUGAUAUUCCAAAUAUCAUUGUCCCAGUAUAACGACCACUGUCCAUGGAGACUUGAAUUGGCCAAAUGUGGAGUUGCAAUCUUCUUGCAUCUUCCUGUAUAAGAUGCUGCUGAGCUUCUUUUAACAUUAACACACUCUGCUCAGUCAGAACAGGUACAGAUAAAUAAUUUAUUGAUAAAUACGAACAUUAUGUACGGCGUGUCUAAUUUAUUUUAUAUUGAUACACUGCUGAUCAUUUUCCUCAUAGAUGAAACGGUCCUACUGGAUGAGGAGAGGAUAUUUCUGAUAAAGCCUCAGAUACAGGUUUGUUCAGAACCAAAAAAAAUAGUAUACACAUUGAGCAUGGCUGAAUAACAAUGCCAAAACGGAGUAGACAGAAAUCUAUGACCAAAGCUCAGACUAUUGUGAUGUUAUUAUGUACUGAUGCUGAUUAUUACUAAGCAUUAGAUAAAGGCUAGCCUGUGGUUGUUGAAAUAUGAAACCUAAAUGUCAGCACAUGGCUAAUAUUCUCUUGUUAGAAACACUGUAUUGUUACUCAAGUGGUCUUUUCAUGUUCUUUUCGAUCACAUCGGUUCAAUGAACAGUCAGAUUAUUCAUUAAUACAGCCAGUCAUUCUACAUGACAUGGUGGUGUGUAUGUUUGCACAUAAUUUGAUUAAAUGAUCUUCUUGUGAAAAAUGUUUUCUCAGAUCAAGUUCUACUGUCCUGUUUGUGCAGAUUGUGCACCAUAUACUUGGAUUUAAUCAUGCAGGCGUUCUUUCAAAUGGGUUUUCCAGCUAACUGCAUUACUAAAUCACAGUUCCACAGUUCAUUUGCCUUUAAGAUGGGAUAGUGAUUCAUUAUCUGACAGUUAAAUUUAAGGGGCUCAAAGUAGCUAGUAGUUUGUGGGCAUUUUACAGUUUACAAGUUCAUAGUAGAACCUUUUUGUCUCAACUACACCCACUCAGAUCUUUGGACCUGUCCCUUCAAAAUGUUACAGAGACCAUUGACUGUAACUGUAUACUAAACUCCCCCUCCACACACACACACACACACACACACACACACACACACACACACACACUCAUUACGAAGCUUAUGACAAAAAAUAUUUAAAGUAAACAUGGCUGCCAUUUCAAGCCAAUUUUUUUUUUAACCUUUUUUGUGUGGUUAGAAAUAGCUAAUCUAUGUGGGGAAACCUACCAGUCUUCCACUGCAGGUUACAAUAAUGAUGCGUAUCUGGGUAGACAAAACCCUGUUGACCACAGAAUCAUAGAUGGAGGUUGCGAAUGUGUAAAAACGUGAUACGUGAUUAACUGUAAAAUGACUACAAUCCCAGCUCACAAAAAAAAAACCCUUGCUAUAUUAGUACUUAGUACUAAGUGAAGUGCAAAUUUGCAGCAACAAAAAAUGUCUAUUUUUCACAUUUUUACUAAUGAUAUUAUGUACAUGUAUUUUCUCAGAUUUUGGGGCAGUAAACAAUCCCUAUAAAAUAUCAGAUCCAAUAAUGUGUAUUUUAUUCUUGAUUUUGUUUUAAAAAGAAAGAAAUCUUGAGUGUAGAACAGGAUUAUUCAAUCCUUAAGUAACACUAAUUCAUGUAAUGAGAUUCUAAUGAAGGUGUGGUGUUUAGGCUGUGCGUAAAGGGGCCGUUGUUCUGUAUGCUGUAAGGAUCAGCCACAUGAAUACAGACGAUCAAAAGCUUUCAGCG
This is a messenger RNA of Hemibagrus wyckioides, 4343 nucleotides long. It is a transcript of the gene slc35b2, whose product is annotated as solute carrier family 35 member B2. Gene Ontology annotation, molecular function: 3'-phosphoadenosine 5'-phosphosulfate transmembrane transporter activity. Gene Ontology annotation, biological process: transmembrane transport. The transcript has 5 exons. Gene Ontology annotation, cellular component: Golgi membrane; endoplasmic reticulum membrane. Bases 323 to 1624 code for a protein of 433 amino acids. NCBI's taxonomy places the organism in Eukaryota, Metazoa, Chordata, Actinopteri, Siluriformes, Bagridae. The record is from RefSeq and is a predicted model, not a curated record.